Molecule: messenger RNA, 1607 nt
Organism: Strongylocentrotus purpuratus (purple sea urchin)
Lineage: Eukaryota; Metazoa; Echinodermata; Echinoidea; Camarodonta; Strongylocentrotidae
Product: cell wall protein DAN4
Exons: 7
Coding region: 69-1607 (512 amino acids)
Source: RefSeq, a predicted model, not a curated record
AUUGGUGAUCCAGCCUUUGACCAGAAUUCCAGAAGAGAGCAUUAUUUUGUUCUCAUCAUUUCAGUUUGAUGAUUGUUUUAGCGGCAUGCAACACGAAUUUGAAGUCUCAAAUGAUGACGUCAUCGUUACCAUUGAUAAUAAUCAUGGGACAGGAAAAUGUUUGUCAGAAGAUAUGGACGCUCGUUUUAAUAAGCAUAGUUUCCCAAGCCACUUCUGCUUCUGCUGUACUUGACACAGCAUGUCAGACUGAACCUUCACUAGAGAGUCUUUGCGGCAGCAUUAGACUACCCGGAUCGGGUCAGGAGAUUCAGUUGGUCCCGGUGCCAUUACGUAACAGCCCCCAGACGCCCCUGGCUUUACUGAAGUCUUUUGGAACAUGGAAUUUUGUCUGCACAUAUCCAGGGUCAGUUCCGUCCGGCACCACGGUAAAGAACGAAAACAAUUUAGGAACAACGACUGGGGCCACUUCUUUGAGGAAUAGCGCCAUCACAUCCUACCCUACAACAUCAUCAGAACUGUCUACCAUUGCUGAAACUCUCAUCACAUUGGAUCGAUCGCGUACCCCUUCAGAGCCCGGUGUGGUAGUUGGUGGCAAUUGGCCAUCUCAGAGCACCCCUGCCACUACGACACCACACGAUACCGUAGUGACAACUGAUACCGACGAACAGUCUCCAAGCACUUCAACCCAUACCACUAGAAGAAUGUCUGCAACGGAAGCAGCGUAUGUGACCACUGAUGCCAGCGGGUCACCUCAAAGCACUUCAGUCUAUGACACUACUAGGACAUCUACACCAGAGAGAACUACCACAGAUUUGCCUGAAUCUACAACUUCUUCUGGAAGAUACAGUACAACAACUGAACCGAUCGAUGUGACCACUGAUGCCAGCGGGUCACCUCAAAGCACUUCAGUCUAUGACACUACUAGGACAUCUACACCAGAGAGAACUACCACAGAUUUGCCUGACUCUACAACUUCUUCUGGAAGAUCCAGUACACCAACUAAAACGAACGAGGUCACGACCGGUAGUUCCAAUGCACCCACCACUACUACAGGACAGUUCGGUACACAAGCGUCAACGGCGAAGACCACGACUGAUGAGGCCAGUACUACUGCAGAACAAACCACUGAGGGGUCGACCACAUCAACAGGGACGUGCCCUUCCGGUUUUGUCUCGUUCGGGGACAAGUGCUACUUCUUUCCACCGGCUCACCUGACCUCCUACAUGAACUACGCCGAUGCCGAGGACUUCUGCACCGACGUCGUGUCCGCCGGCCUCGCCGACGACUCUGCAACACUUCUGACUAUCAACAGUCUUGAAGAGAACCAAUUCCUCAUGAGCCAUCUUGCCGGAGUUCAGGACACCGUGGAUAUCGUCGGCAGUGAUGGCGUUUGGGUGGAUUGUGAUCUAAAUGGGCGUUUCGACUGCAAUCUGGAUUAUGAUUCUCUUCCGUAUUAUGAUUAUUACAGUGGUUGGGAUAAUCUCUACGUCAUCCUGUCUCUCGACGAUGGGCUCUGGUACAAUGAUUGGGGCUCUAAUUUGGCUUUCGUUGUCUGUCAAAUCACUCAAGGCGUAGGCCUACUGCAGGUUGGUACAUUUGUACUCUGA